GAGGGAGGGAGGGAGAGAGAGAGAGAGAGAGAGCAGCUGCCGACCGACAACCAGCCUCCUCUGCGGGACAACAAAGGAGGUGCCGGGCUCACAUCACGACUCCAGUCAGCACAACUCAACAUCUGAAUCGUGCCUGAGAAGAAAUCUUGAAUAUUCACUCAAUCUUAAGAAUUUGACUGGACAACAUGGAGGAACACUUUGAUGAGAGAGAUAAAGUGCAACGCAGCAGCCGAAGUGCAGGGCGGGCGAACGGGCUUCUCAGUCCCACUCACAGCGCCCACUGCAGCCUGUACCGGACACGCACCUUGAAAGCUCUGAGCUCGGAGAAGAAGGCAAAGAAAGUGCGAUUUUACCGCAAUGGUGACAGGUACUUCAAUGGCAUAGUGUAUGCCAUUUCAUCGGACCGAAUAAGAACCUUUGACGCUUUACUGGUCGACCUCACUCGAACCCUCUCUGAUAACGUCAACCUGCCCCAAGGGGUCCGAAUCAUCUACACAAUCGAUGGCUCUAAAAAAAUCACCAGUGUAGAUCAGCUGAUGGAAGGUGAGAGUUAUGUGUGUGGCUCCACCGAAGCCUUUAAAAAGCUUGACUACUCUAAUAACGUCAACCCUAACUGGUCUGUGAAUGUGAGGGCCUUGGGCUCCAGCAAGUGUCCCACGUCUCUAGCCAGCUCGAAAUCAGAGCCGCAGUCCAAAGAGGGCAAAGACUUCAUCAGACCCAAACUGGUCACCGUCAUCCGCAGUGGGGUGAAGCCACGGAAGGCAGUUCGCAUCCUACUCAACAAGAAGACAGCCCACUCCUUUGAGCAAGUUCUGACUGACAUUACAGAUGCUAUAAAGCUCGAUUCUGGUGUUGUCAAGAGGAUCUACACCCUUGAGGGAAAGCAAGUCAUAUGCCUUCAAGAUUUCUUUGGAGAGGAGGACAUCUUCAUCGCAUGUGGCCCGGAGAAGUUCCGUUACCAGGAUGACUUCAUGUUGGAUGAAAGCGAGUGCCGAGUGAUGAAAUCAACAUCCUAUGGGAAGAUGGGGUCUUUAAACAGAAGCUCUCCUAGAAGUAUCACCCUUUCCAGACACAGCAAGUCACCUUCUGGAUCAGUGAAUGGGACCCUAGCCAGUCAACUGUCUACACCCCAUUCUGCAAAAUCACCCAGUCCAUCUCCCACCAGCCCAGGGAGCUUGAAGAAACGCAGGGAAAUGGACAAGGCCAUCAUUGACAGCACAUCUUAACUUCCCCACUUCUUCAAAGUGGCACUAAGAUCCACAAUCAAUCCUUAGUCUGGGCCACUACUUUGGGAAACAUUCUGUCUCUCACGUUUCAUCGUCAGAGUUAAGCGUGAAAGUCCACUAGCAUCAAUCAUGGAAAAUGACUUCUGCUUGUAGUAGAGCAGCAAUCUUAAAGUUACACUGAAACUUGGGUCCAAAAUUAACAUUUGCCAUUAAUCUGCCAGUGGUGAGCAUUUGAGAGAAUUAAUACCAAAAGUUUCUUUACCUGCUACGAAGCAGUAUUUUUCACAAUUUGUAAACAAAAUUUCAAAUUAUUUGGCAUUUUUCCCAGGUUGUCAUUCGCAGCAUCAUAUAUAAGGUGAUAUUUAUAUAUUUCCUCUCAAGUGUCACCACACUGAGUUCUGAAGACUCCUUGAUUUUAUACAGUUCAUAUUUGUUUUAAACUGAAUCGCUCAAAUCACUUACAUCAGUGAGGAUGACUAUAUAAGACUAUACAUAUAAAUCGUUUACUGUUACAUUAUACUAUACAGUUUCUAAUAAUAUUACCUGCCAAUAAGCAAAUAAUGUUUUAUUUACUCACCAAAACCAAUUUUUACUCACAUAUGGUGCUUGGCGAGUGCUAAUUUUGGACCCUGAUUGAGACAGCAUGGAAAAAGAAAAAUGACAUGAUACAUGCUGUUGAAGGAGCAUGCAACUCACCAGGAAAUGUUUAUCUAUUCACAUUUUUUUUUUCUAAAAGACACAUUAUUACUUGUUUUCAGAGGAUGGUUUGUGUAUGAUUGUGAGGAGAUUGUGCGCAUUUGACCCAGUCAAACAGUCUAAUCCUGAAGUCGAUAGACGGUUUAAUGCAGUAGAAACUUCUCCUUCCCAGUCCAGAGAUUAUCUCCUGUUAUAAUACGAGCCUUAAAACCUAGUGACUCUCUGUCUUAAGAAUCAAGAGUCUCUCUGUCUCCCAAUCUUUCUGAGUGUUUGUCUAUUCCUCUUUCCCAAUUCUGCAUGACUAAAAUGCACUAGAUUAUUCAAUCAUUGAGGAUAUUGCACUCCAUUCCAAAUGUUCAAAAUGUUGAGCUUUUGGGACACAUCCGAUCCAGCUGCAGUGCAGUUUUACAGCCAGCAAAACCACAUGCUAAUAUUGAGCCAAAAUAGAUUAAUCAGAAAAUACCAAACUGGAGUUUUACUGACCUUAAACCAGUUCAUAGUGAAUCUAAUGCUCUCAAUGUAUUCUUACUGCUUUUUUUAUUAGUUAAUGCCUUUCUCUUAAAAGUGCACUCUUAUUAUUGUUAACCCUUAAAAGAUUAUUAAAUUAAAUUUAUUACAAUUAUAUAUGAAACCAAGACAAAAGAUAUUAUUAUAAUAAAAAUUAUUUUACAUUGUUUGCCUAUGGGGGCCACCAUGUUAAGAUCACUUGAACAUUUAUUUUUUCUCUCUCUUGGUAACCCCACUGAUAGUUUCACUCAAAGAAUAAAUUAAUGGUUGACUGCAAAUAUGGCAGUUCUUCAAUAGCAUUGCAACUGGACAUUUUUCUUUUAUAUGACAUAAUUGACUGCACCUCUGAGGGAAAGUACAGACAUGUUCACAUUUUUAUAUUCUUAAUUGUUAGUUGUUAAGUUGUCAAGAUUAUAGAUUUUUCUUUUAUGCCAAAAAUCAUUAGGAUAAUGAGUUAAGAUCAUGUUCCAUGAAGAUAUUUAGUAAAUUUCCUACCAUAAAUAUAUCAAAACCUAAUUUUUGAUUAGUAAUAUGCAUUGCUGAAAACUUCAUUUGGACAACUUUAAAGGUGAUUUUCUCCGUAUUUUUAAUUUUUUGCACUCUCAGAUUCCAGAUUUUCAAAUAGUUGUAUCUCCGCCAAAUACUGUCCUAUCCUAACAAAUACAUACAUCAAUGGAAAGCUUAUUUAUUCAACAUUCAGAUGAUGUAUAUAAAUCAGAAUUUUGAGAAACUGGUCCUUAUGACUGGUUUUGUGGUCCAAGGGUCACAACUGUUGCAGAUUGCAUUAGAAGUGGCUAAACUUCCUCUUGAGAAAGAGUCUGAUUUUAAUGAUUCUAAAUGCGAUUCAGUCAACUUGCCGGCUGAGAGACAGAGAUGCCGAGCACUUUGUGUUUUCCCUCCACCCACCAGCAAAGACUCUCAGAUUCUCAUCAUACUUUCACUUAUCUUGCGCCGCAGCCUGAGCUCUUGAAGUUGGAUGAUCUCUCUGCAGUUUGAUUCUGUCAGAGGGCUUUGCUCUCAGCUCAUUGCUGUUGCAGAAUGAGAAUUUGGGACAGGAAAAUCUGCCCAAAGCAGAGACACAUCUCAGCGUCUUUGCAACCAUCUCCUGCAUAAGUGGGUCAGGCUUUGAAAACUCCCCAGUGGAGUUCUGUGAAUGAAGGAAGGAGAAAAAAAACAUUUGCAUAAAUAUGAUACAAAUGCAAAAGAACCGAAUGUUCUCUCCAAAUGUUUCCAAAAGAAGCAGGCACUUCUUUAUCUGGCUUAUGAAUUUAUAUCUCUGGAUGCCUCUGAAUGUUGUUAUUGCGUCUUUCUGGCUUGGUUAGUCAAUUAGUUUGCAGUGUGAACUUAUACAUUGCUAAAGUAUGUGAUAACAGCAGUACUCUGCUAGCAAUACGUUCCAAAGAUUGCCUAUUAUGAACCAUCUCUGAUAGUUUAUACUGCAGUUUUAAAUGGCCUUACUCCUUCCAAGUGAAUGAUUUAAGCACAGAUCAUUACUAGUGAUUUAUUAUUAAUUGGCUUUACUGCUCGAGCCUGGGCUGUGAAUUGCAUUCAACACAUGACCCACUUUCAGAAGCGAGCUACACAAGUCCCUAUACUGGGAAUAUAUACGUGUGUUUGUGUGGGGCGCUCUCUGUGUCCUCAGGCAUUAUCCUCUCCAUCUUUUCUCUUUCUUUCCACGAGAUUUCCGUUCCUCUGGGGGAAAAUAUGGAACACAGACACAUUUGAUGCUAUGGCGGCAAAUACAUUUUUAAUCUGUGUCAAAACACAUGAAAUAGGAGUGUAGGGACUUGUUUCCAAGUCUGCUAAUCCUUCUCAAUCUGGCUAAACAAGGAUGAAUCAAAGUAAAUGAGGUUACGAUUUUAUUCGUUUUUAUUCGAGUUGUGAGAUUAAAUGCAAUUUUAUUCCAGUCAUUUUGAUGGAUAUGUAGUUAAGUAGGUAGGAUGAGUAUUGUGUGUGUUGCAUAACAUGAAAAGUGAGGCCAUAAAGCUCAGCAUCUCACCUGUCUCUUUCUGAGUUGUUUAGGGCUGAACUGAAAAUGCGCCUGUUUGAUUCCUGAAUUUUAGUUGCAUUUAAAGUUGAAUGUGAAUUUUCAUAAAAACACAUUCUUCAUCAUCUCCAUUAAAUGAUGUCCCUCAAACUGUCUGUUGGGUUGCAUGCUCUUCACAUUUUCCUUUGGUGUUUUCACACCUGUAUAUUUUCUGUUUCAAUGACAUUGUGUUUGUGUGCAUGUACUGUAUGUUCUCCUUCAUUCCAUGAACAUUGAUUUAAAAAGGUACAUGAGCAAAAUAAUGAUGUUCUUAAAGGGAUAGUUCACCCAUAAAUGAAAAAUCUGUCAUAAUUUACUCACCCCCAUGUCAUUCCAAACCUAUUAUUUUGUGUAACAGAAAAAGAGCUAUUUUAAAAAACAUGCUACAGACAUGUUGCAUGGAGUGUUUCAUUUCUGAGUGAGCCUUUUCUUUAACUGCUCACUUCAUAUUCAUUUAAAAAAUAGACAACUUGAUACUUUGUCUCCGCAGUAGUUUUCAGUUCCAUUGGUUUUCAUUGUUUCUUGUUUUUCUUUCGGACUCUGCUCAGUUAUACUGUCCUGUAUAUCUUUGCUUUCAAGCCAUUGUCAAUCAUGUAGUUAUUAUAAUUUUUUUUUUUUUUUUUGAUAUUAGUUUUGUAUCAUAAUCUAUCAUUUUUAGUUGUUUUAAUGUAUAAAAAGAAAAGAUUGUGUCAUUUUCUGGUCAUUAUUUUGAAUGCAUUAUUUUAGAAUUAUGUUUAUUUGCCAAAAGGAUGUAAUGAAAUGGUUCCAGCAUGUACGUAUAAUUGAAGAUGUUAAUACAUUAAACAGUAAGUCUCUAUAUCUAGUAUGAACUUAACGGGGUGUUCUUUACAAAAUCUUUUGGGUCCUCCUCUGUUUUUUGCGACAGUUUGGCUCAGAGCUCCUUUAAUCACAUUUUAUUUGUCCCAGACUUUCCGGAUGCCAAAACAAUGUUUAUUUUGUACUGCACAAACAUUAGUGUUAAUUACAGCCCUGCAUUUCAAAAACAAAUUAAUGUAGACAGUCACGGAAUUAGAUUAUAGGUGUAAUCACCAAAUGUCCUGAAGUGACUCUUGUGAGAUUUUCUCACAUUGGUCUUAAUGGAGUUGCAGCUAAGUGGUCUAGCAUCUCUACAGCUAUUCCCCAAAAUCUCUGAGUAGCAGUGAUCCUGAUGAGAACAGCGGUAUCCUCUCUGGCCUUUGGAUUAAAUUUCCCAAUGGCAUCCCCAUCUCCACAAAACAAAAUCAUCUCUGCCAUUAAAUCAGUCAUUCAAGCCAUCAUGCAAUUAGUCUGCAACAAAAUCACAAGAGUUAUCUUAAAAUGUAAUAUUGUGGCAUUGUUAUUGAUACUGAGCGUGUUAAUUGUUUUAUUUCGAGAGAAUGAUUUGAUAGAGUGUUCCUGUGACACUACUUUAGGGAUCAUUAAGGUAAAUUUGCGUUAUCAGAAUCAUAAUUGCACAGACGCUGAAUAACAGACUGUUAUGCAACUGAGUACUUACAUUUGCAUGUGCACACAUGGAUUUAACAUGAUGCACUAUUGAUCAGUGGAGAACAAAUCAAAAGAAUAAAUACUUACUGCAUGGUUUAAUCUGUUUCUUUCCGGUCCUGAGAAAAAGCGCAGAAAUUCAGCCUGUUUGGUGUGAUUUGACCUAGCAUUCAGCCAGGAAACAGGAAGAAGCCUUAUAUGGGCUUGUCUCUGGCUGCUUCCUGUCUCGCAGAGGGAAAAUAUUAUUAGUACACUCCAACAGUUUCCAUGGUAACAAGAGUUUUGAUAGCGCCAGGACAAACUGUGAUCUGAAUGAAAUAGAAAAAGGAUGUGGAAACACACACACACACACACACUCGAGUCAAAACUGUUUCUGAUGACACUUAAACAACCCUAUCUUGGUGUCUCAUAUGCAUCCACUCAAACUGCCAUUAUCAGAUAGUGAGUGUAGGAGUGCUGGCCCUCCAUGACCCAGCCACUGGUUCGUCUCAGCAGAUUUGCGCUUCAUUCUCGCCAUUAGCAGGCCCUCUGAGGUGCAUCCGGGGCCGUUGUCACUAGCUGCUACAGUCCAAUCAAAUCCAUUUGAGUUCUCCCAGCAGUCUGGGGAGCACAGUGCUCCCGGAGACAUUAUUCCAAUUACUCUCCGCACGGACCUAAAAGGGUCCCUGCACCCUGACUGGCGGCAACCGAGAGCGAAAACCAAUUUACAGCACAGCCAGUAACUUCCCUCACACUUGCUGCUGCCAUGGCAACCAGCAAAGAUACACUCUGUCCUAACACUGUGCUGUGUUUAAAAGUGAGAAUGAGGAUUGUGUCCCGAGCGUGCUGGCCGUCCUGAUGGGAGUAGUAGACGGGGCAGCUUGAGGAUAUCCAGCACAGGUAGAAAAGACAGAAUACCCCAGUGAGCUGCUUCUCAGUGUCUGUAUUUUUGAAGUUAGGUGGUUGUCGGUGGUUUUUGUAGUUAUAUUUUUCAUAGACUUUGGCCAUGUACUGCUGUCUAUUUAGUUUAAAUUAAUUGGAUAUUUUCUU
This is a messenger RNA of Carassius gibelio (silver crucian carp), 6966 nucleotides long. RefSeq names its product serine/threonine-protein kinase DCLK1-like. Gene Ontology annotation, molecular function: ATP binding; protein kinase activity. The coding region runs from base 186 to 1226 and encodes 346 amino acids. The record is from RefSeq and is a predicted model, not a curated record. Lineage: Eukaryota; Metazoa; Chordata; Actinopteri; Cypriniformes; Cyprinidae. The transcript is spliced from 7 exons. Gene Ontology annotation, cellular component: axoneme. Gene Ontology annotation, biological process: intracellular signal transduction; photoreceptor cell development; protein phosphorylation.